GCUUCUUGCUGACCCAGCAAUGGUCCCAUUGGGGCAUCAUAGGGAGCUUCUCGUUUACCUGAUGUUCAAGGCUUUUGUCGUUGAAGAAAUCAAGAAUAUUCUCAACUGGCAUAUUCUUAACUAG
Molecule: messenger RNA, 124 nt
Organism: Acaulospora morrowiae
Lineage: Eukaryota; Fungi; Glomeromycota; Glomeromycetes; Diversisporales; Acaulosporaceae
Source: the annotation of a GenBank genome assembly